AUGUCAGCACUCAUCCUCAUGGGCUUGAUGCCUAGAAACAAUGAGCACUCAUUGGCAGCUCGAUUGACCAGCUCCCCCGAACUUGAUAUCGACCCUCUUCCAGACUGGCAUCGACGAGUUUCAUCACCUAUCGACUUUUUUUUCUGGCGCGGCAGCUAUACACGUUACAUCGGUUACAACCAGUACAUCAUUCUUAUUUACAACCUUGUUCUGGCCGAUUUCCAACAGUCGCUUGCAUUUAUUAUCUGUUUACGAUGGAUUCUGAAAAACAAAAUCGAAUCUGGUUCCGCCGGAUGCUUUCUCCAAGGGCUAUGGCUGCAAAUUGGAGACCCCGGUAGUGGUCUUUUCGUGCUUGCCAUCGCCUUCCACACAUUCCUUUUAGUCGUCUGGGGACGCAAGAUGUCCUACAGGUUCUUCGUCUCUUUUGUCGUUGGCGUCUGGGCCUUCGUGGCUAUAAUGGUAACCAUCCCAUUAUCAAUGCAUGGUGGCGAUGUCUUCGUGCCUUCCGGCGCCUGGUGCUGGAUCAGCGAUGAAUUCGAGACCACCCGUUUAUGGACUCACUACAUUUGGAUUUUCAUUGCCCAAUUCGGUACAGUCAUUCUCUACGCUGUAAUGUACUUCCAACUACGUCGGCAGAUUGCCGCCUCUGCCAUCCUCGGCAACAGCCAGCUGCAGAGCCUCAAGCGCCUCCGCCGCGUCGUAGGCUACAUGACCAUCUACCCAACCGUCUAUAUCAUCCUAUCGUUACCGCUCGCCGCAGGCCGCAUGGCCACAGCUGAUGGCGACGCACCCAGUAUCAUAUUCUUCUGUGUUUCCGGUGCCAUCAUCACCAGCUCCGGGCUGGUCGAUGUCGUUCUAUAUUCUCUCACCCGCCGCAACCUAAUUAUCGAGUCUGAACCCAGCCAGGACCACUCCUACAACAAAUUCACUGGCAGCAAGGGCAAGCGAGUCGGCGAGACUCACUUGACUACCAUCACCGCCGAUCCCACCCGCAAAAUGGGCGGCACCUUCAACGAUGACCUUGACCGCGACGGGUCAACGGAUAAUAUCGUUUCACCCAGCACACACGGCAACCACGGCCAUGAUCAUGAAAUGACCCCGAUCGGAAAGGUGUACCAAGAAACCACCAUUGAGAUCACCCACGAGCCUGCUUAUCCUAACGAGGUGUCCAGUGAGCGCUCUAGCAAGGAGGACUUCUCCUCAACUAGGCCGUCUCAUGUAGGAUGGCGGAGAUGA
Messenger RNA from Penicillium verrucosum, 1236 nucleotides. RefSeq names its product protein gprC (gene gprC). The coding region runs from base 1 to 1236 and encodes 411 amino acids. The transcript is spliced from 2 exons. Gene Ontology annotation, cellular component: plasma membrane. Gene Ontology annotation, biological process: adenylate cyclase-activating G protein-coupled receptor signaling pathway. NCBI's taxonomy places the organism in Eukaryota, Fungi, Ascomycota, Eurotiomycetes, Eurotiales, Aspergillaceae. The record is from RefSeq and is a predicted model, not a curated record. Gene Ontology annotation, molecular function: G protein-coupled receptor activity.